Molecule: messenger RNA, 981 nt
Organism: Punica granatum (pomegranate)
Lineage: Eukaryota; Viridiplantae; Streptophyta; Magnoliopsida; Myrtales; Lythraceae
Source: RefSeq, a predicted model, not a curated record
AUGGUGGCCACUGAGAUGUUGCGAACCCCGGUCGAGCGCCUUCUGAGAGAGGUCAGGCCAGCUCCGAGCCUCAUCAUAUCGGACAGACACCUAGCAUGGACGGCCGACCUCGCUCAGGACCUGGGGAUUCCGAGGAUCCUGUUUGAUGGCAUGAGCUGCUUCGCUCACCUAUGCACGCACAACCUUCAUCUAUACAAGCCCCACGAGAAGGAUGUUAGGAAGCGGAUAAGGGAGUCUGCAGAAACAGCGCAUGCUGUCAUCAUUAACAGUUUUGAGGAGCUCGAACCGGAGAACAUCGAAACUUAUAGGAAGACCAGCGAGGGUGCUCGAGCAUGGUGCAUCGGUCCAGUGUCACUUUGCAACAAGAACAUGCUCGACGUGAGCCAACGAGGCAAUCGUUCUUCUGAAGACGAGUCACAUUUAAGAAAGAAAUGGGGCGGGGCCUGGAAUCAUCGAAAAAGCCCGUUCAUUUGGGUCAUCCGGAGAGUGAACCAGGGUGAGGAGCUCGAACAGUGGCUCUCAGAGGACGGGUUCGAAGAGAGGGUCAAGGGACGCUGCUUGCUCAUCCGAGGGUGGGCCCCUCAGGUGCUCAUACUCUCACACCCAUUGGUCGGAGGGUUUCUGACACACUGCGGGUGGAACUCCAAGCUAGAAGGGAUAAGCGCGGGCGUGCCGAUGGUGACGUGGCCGCUCUUCGCAGAGCAGUUCUACAACGAGGAGAUGAUCAUGGAGGUCCUGAGGUUCGGGGUCGGGGCCAAAGAGGUGGUGCACUUGGGGAAUGAAGACGAGCAUGGAGUGAUGGUGAAGGGAAAGGAUAUUAAGGUUGCUGUAGAUAACGUGAUGAGUGAGGAUGAAAAGGGGGAGGAGAGGAGGAAGCGAGCUAAGAAGCUUGCAAAGAAGGCAAGUAAAGCAGUAGAACAAGCUGGAUCCUCUUACCUUAAUAUUAAGAAAUUAAUUGAGAAAGUCUUUAUCCUUUGGUAA